This is a messenger RNA of Toxorhynchites rutilus septentrionalis, 1439 nucleotides long. RefSeq names its product actin-3, muscle-specific-like. The record is from RefSeq and is a predicted model, not a curated record. Lineage: Eukaryota; Metazoa; Arthropoda; Insecta; Diptera; Culicidae. The transcript is spliced from 2 exons. Bases 67 to 1284 code for a protein of 405 amino acids.
AGUAUUGUAAUCAUGGCGCAUGGCGACAGCUACUCGAUAUGAUAAGAACCUUAUCGAUUGUCACAAAUGUCUAUAAAGAGCCAAUCCGUGGGUGAGUGGUUUAUCUUUUCCUCACCUGAGUGGAGCCCGGUCGGUUCUGCAGCGAAAAAUAAAAUGUGUGACGAAGAAAUAAGUGCGUUGGUCAUCGACAAUGGAUCCGGUAUGUGCAAGGCUGGUUUCGCCGGAGACGAUGCUCCACGUGCCGUAUUUCCUUCCAUAGUCGGCCGGGCACGCCAUCAGGGUGUGAUGGUCGGAAUGGGCCAGAAGGAUUCGUACGUCGGUGACGAGGCUCAGAGCAAACGGGGCAUUCUGACACUUCAGUAUCCCAUCGAGCACGGGAUCGUAUCGAACUGGGAUGACAUGGAGAAAAUCUGGCACCACACGUUCUAUAAUGAACUGCGCGUGGCUCCCGAGGAACAUCCGGUACUACUGACAGAGGCUCCCCUAAAUCCGAAGAUCAAUCGCGAGAAGAUGACGCAAAUCAUGUUCGAGACCUUCAACUGCCCGGCAAUGUACGUAGCCAUCCAGGCUGUGCUGAGUUUAUACGCUUCUGGGCGAACAACGGGCAUCGUGUUGGACUCUGGUGAUGGUGUGUCACACACGGUACCAAUCUAUGAAGGCUAUGCGCUGCCACACGCAAUUCUCCGUCUGGAUCUGGCUGGACGAGAUUUAACGGAUUAUCUGAAGACUAUUCUGACCGAACGCGGAUACAGUUUUACGACUACCGCCGAGCGAGAAAUUGUUCGCGACAUCAAGGAGAAGCUUUGCUACGUCGCCUUGGACUUCGAACAAGAAAUGAGCACUGCCUCCGUCUCUACUGCCCUGGAGAAAUCCUACGAACUUCCCGACGGGCAAGUCAUCACCAUCGGCAACGAACGGUUCCGCUGUCCGGAAACACUUUUCCAGCCAUCCUUCAUCGGGAUGGAAUCAGUUGGAGUUCACGAGACAGUGUACAAUUCGAUCAAGAAGUGUGACGUGGACAUUCGCAAGGAUCUCUUCGCCAACACGGUUCUAUCCGGAGGAUCCACUAUGUUCGCCGGAAUCGCCGAUAGGAUGCAACGUGAGCUAACAACACUCGCACCCAGCUCGAUCAAGGUCAAAAUAAUUGCCCCGCCAGAACGCAAAUACUCCGUCUGGAUUGGCGGCUCAAUCCUAGGCUCGCUAUCCACCUUCCAGCAGAUGUGGAUCACCAAACAGGAGUACGAUGAAUCGGGUCCCGGAAUCGUACACCGCAAAUGCUUCUGAGUGUUCAUUAGUGAUCACUGUUGGAAAUAAAGAAGAAAAAAGUAGAAAGGUCUGGGCCGAGAGUCACGGACGGAAACUUGACGUAGGACUUCAUAAAUGUACAUAAAAAUUAACAAAACCGUCCCUACAGAAAUACUAAUCGAUCAGUCACCUUU